UGACUGUCUUUUUUAUUCUUGCAAUUUUUAUUUUAAAGAAAAUAAAACCAGGAUAAAACAAAACAGUGUGCUACAAGACUUCAAAACAAGAUCAUAGGGAAAUCAACAAUGGUUACCAUCCAUAAUGCCUCUUGUCUUUAACAGCUGCCCAUACCUUCAGACAUAGUAAAAAUCAAACAAAAUAGAACUAAUAAAAACAAAAUAAUGAAUGCACUAAAGGACUUCAAAACAAGAUAAUAGUAAAUCCAAAAUGGCAACCAUAAUAUAUCUUGUUAUCUUUGAAAUGGCUGCCCACGCCAUUGAAUAUAAUAAAAUCAAACAAGACACAAUAGAAUAAAACCCAACCCAACAAAGCAAUGAAAAUGAUAACAGGACUUCAAACAAGAUAAUAGGGAAUUAACAAUGGCUACCACCUUCAGAAGGAGAUGCCCUAUAGAUGCUUCACUGCAUACUGUUAUCCUCUGAAUAGAUGGUCAGACUACUGGCUUUAGGCCUUCAGAGUCAGUGAAAUACUAAAUACUACAAGCAUUAAGUUGUAUUUUACCUCAAUAGCUGUCACCAUAGCCUGUGUUUCUCUGGAUUAGCUGGUUGCUUGUGGUGGGGGUUGGGAGGUUUGGAGGUGGCUCUUAUCUCCCAGGCUAUGCACCGGAAGGGGCUGGCAUCUGGUUCCCCCGUUGGUCUGUGCACAGUGCCAGCUUACCGGGAGGGCUUGCUUCCUGUUGACUUCUUGUCCUCCUCCGCAGUCCAUGAAUGGCACUGACUCACUGGUAAAGACAAUUCUUCUAUUUUCAAAAUUUCCCUAAAGCACAACAACAGAGCACUGGCUCAGGCCCUCAGCAGGGAGAAAGAGAACUCUCGGAGAAUUGCAACUGAAAAGAUGCUACUGCAAAAAGAAGUAGAGAAACUGAACUUCAAGAAUACCUUUCUUCAACUAAAGCUAGAUAACCUGAAUAAGAAGCUUAUAGAAAUAGAAUCACUCCUGAGCAAUAACUUGAUAACUGCAAUUGAAAUGAGCAGUCUUUCUGAGUUCCAUCAGAGCUCCUUUCUGCCGUCCACUAGCAAGAAAAAACGGCCUAGCAGACAGUGUGAGUUGGUCCGUCUUCCAUUCGCGAGGGUUCCAUUAUCUUCAAAUGAUGACGAUGAUGAUGAUGAUAAAGAGAAAACACCAAGGGACAACGGUGUCACAUCAAGGCUGUCACCUGACGCUGCAUCUUCAGUAUCAGUAAGGCAGUCUGUACCAGCUCAGUGUAAUGUGGACUUGGUACUUCUUAAAGAAAGUAACUGGAGUAUGUGUGGCCCAGAUGACACAGAGCGCAUAUCUUCUAGGGUCAGUGUACCGCCCAAAGAGGGCCAUUCCCACUUAGAACGAAGUUCCCAGUGUUCUGUGGUGGGUGAGACGACCAAUGGCCGGUGCAACAGCCAUGGAAGGGAGAAGCUGUCUCUGAGUAAUGUGACAGCGAGGAAAAAGCGCGCCUCUUCCUGGGCCUCUGAUAGCCCUGCUGCAGAUGCGCCCUGGGGGGCAGCUUCCGGGCAGCAGCACAGUUUGAGUCCCAGAUUGGACCAGAAUGUGGAGUCGGAGGGUUGUACUAAUGAGAGCAGCACCACAGUGCCCGGAAGUCCGAAAGGCCCUGCUGGCCUGGAAAAUCCUCCUGCACCUCUCGGGAAGCCCAGCCCAGACAGUGUGGGGCGCCUGCAGGGUGGUGGGGAUCCCCAGGGGCAGACAACUGUGUACGGAGCCGACAUGGAGCUGACAGCCACUGAUAUGCACACAAUCAUCACCGUUUCCCGAGGCAGCAGGCAGCAGAGCAGCAGAAAGAUGAACAACUGUGAACACACAGCUCUCAGGAAGGUGAGGGACCGGAACUCUGGGUCAAAGAGAGAAAGAUCGAAGAGAAAAUGUAAAACUGGUACAGGCACAGACGCCACGGGCCAGGCUGAAAACGGACCUGAAGGAGGCUCUGCACGCGUGGGCGGCAGAGAGGAUGCAGGAGACCCAGAUUCUAUUCUCAGUGCUGCAUGGCUGCCUCCAGUGAGUCUGCUGAGGAAAACAGCCCUUCACCAAGCCUCUGGCUGGGAGGACAGAUGCAGUGGCCAGUACAGUGGAGCGGAGAAGGCCAGUGAGCAGGGGCCAGUGCCCUCCUCCUCCCCAGGGGCAGACGGAGCCUUGAAAGAGGGAGGCACCCACGAGUCCCAGCGCUCGCUUGCAUGCAGUAAAAGUAAAGCUUCUAGACAGACGUUUGUGAUUUGUAACUUAGAAAAAGAUUGCUUAUUCCCAAACCAAAAGGAGGAUAAAGAAAACGUAGAAGUUGCACAUGAAUUUCAGACAGCUGACCUUUCCUCCAGAGAAAAUGGAAAUGUACAUGACUGUGAGACCCAGAAUAUCUCCAAGCUGAAAAAGUGUGUUCCUGGUCGGCAGAGUCAGUCAAAGGUCAGUCAUCGUAAGCAGAGAGUAAACAGAAAGACAGAAGUGAUCUCUCAGGUACAGGAGAGGCAUGAGGAGGGUGGUGCGGAUGGUCAUGCCCCCCAGCAGGGAAAUGCCUUCUUGCCCCAAGUAGAUACAGAGACCAUCUCUGGCAACAUGGGUCUUUCAGAUGAUUUCCAGAUACUCAGUCCUUUCCUAAGAGAUCAGGGAAACCUGUGUGACCAUGAGACCCAGAACUUGUUGGGUUUGCAGAAGCCAGUCACCACUGUGUACCCUGUUCAGCAAAAUGAGUCCAAAAUUAAUAAGAAGCUUCGGCAGAAAGUAAAUCGGAAGACAGAGAUAAUUUCUGAAGUGAAGCAUUUUGAUGAUGAGAAAAGCCAGUGUUGCUCAGAAAAAGGUGUUUCUUUCUGGAAGGAGAAGGAAGCUAUCCCCCGAAGGCCAACAUGCUCAGGUGAGCUUCAGACCCCUGCUGUCCCUACCCAGGGCUGCGGAGAACCGUGUGAUCACAAGGCUUUGAGUGUUUUGGCAGCAAGGACGCAGCCCCAUGGUAUGACAGCUACGUGUUGGACUGAUUCCGAGACAGGGGCACUUAGAAGAAAGGCUUGUCCAAGUACAGAGAUAACCCUUGAGCGCAGCCGCACCUGUGUGCGCAUGGGCGAAGGCCUGCAGGCCCUCGGGACAGAUGGCUUUGCUGCUUUAACCCAGAAGCGUGCUGAAACCAUUUCUGCAAACCCAGAAGUCACGUGUAGGUUUCAGACAGUUGAUCUUCCCACCAGAGAUCAUGGAAAAGUGGACAACUGGGAGACCCAGAAGAACAGUGUCACCGGUAUGCAGCUUCCGCAGCAAAAUGAAUCAAAAGCACAUAGGAAGCUUAGGCAGAAAGUAAAUCGGAAGACAGAAAUAAUUUCUGAAAUGAUCCAGAUAUAUGAGGACAUUGAUAAUGAUGUACAUGGCCAGAAAAACUACUCGGAAGAUCUCGAUUUUAAAAUCAAUACUUCUAAACCAAGACUCGGUCAGCAAGGCCUUAGGGAUGAAUACUAUAUGGAGAUCACCAGUGGUGUGAAGGAAAAUUACAGCCAGAUUUCAGAUCCAUCUGAACUAGUUCAGGAGCAUAAGCAAAGGUCACCAGGCAAGGCAGAAGGCGUUCGGACAAGGGAUCGGAGCAGGCCGACUUUGCCAUGGGCCGGCAUGACAGGUACCAGCAGUGGGCCUGACUCUGCCACCAGCAAGUGCCAGGCCACGGGAGUGACCAAGGUGACAUCCAGAGGAAAGCACAGGAAGACCUCAGCACUUCUGCCGGGCUCUGCACACUUGGACCAGGAAAACCAGUGGCAGGGUCUCCAGACCAUGGGCACCGAGGCAGACUCCCACUCGGAGGUGUCACAGCGUUUUUCUCGGGGGUUCCCACCUGACAUGCGGGGUCUCUCCUCUGAUGGUGUCUGUGCAGGGGCAGUGCCUGCAAGUGUCUCUUCCACCAAAGUCCUGGUCGUCAAAGAUGGCUCCUUCCCUGCCCACUCACCCAUCCUCCAGGUCCCUGGGGACGGGCAUGAGAAGACAGAGGAGGCUCGAGCCAGCGCUGGCCAGAGAACACAAAAGGCCACGACAGGUAACAGGACACUGCAGGACUUGACAAACACCAGUUGCUUUGCAAGUAGCACUGUGAAGUCUGAGAGCGCAUCAGAAGGUGGAGCUUCCGAGCCACCAAGCAAAAAACGGAGGUGUGCACCACUCAGUCUGAAAGAGCCCAACCUCAAAAGGAAGAUGAGAAGAUGAAGUAAAGAUGGGUCCUAGUUUCUCUGGAUUCUCAAGGAACGAGGAGUCCGAACAGAAAUUACCCAGGAUCACCAAGGUGGCACACUUGGGGAAAAGUUCUUUCUUUCUUUUUUUUUUCCGCCUUUUCUUGGGGCGUUGACUUGUUCAUUCUUAGAUAUAUGUACAUAAAAUAGCUGUCUUUGUGGUAUUAAACUUCUAAAAUAAUUUUGUCCUUAUGACUUCUUUCUUGCUCAUUUAAGCUCCUUUCUGGCUAAGUCUUACAACCAGACAAGAACUGUUACGCUUUUAAUGAGAUGUGCUAAUAAAUACUUGGGCAUUGGUUA
Messenger RNA from Cavia porcellus (domestic guinea pig), 4518 nucleotides. RefSeq names its product shugoshin 2 (gene Sgo2). The transcript has 8 exons. The record is from RefSeq and is a predicted model, not a curated record. Gene Ontology annotation, cellular component: chromosome, centromeric region; kinetochore. The coding region runs from base 878 to 4195 and encodes 1105 amino acids. Gene Ontology annotation, biological process: meiotic sister chromatid cohesion. NCBI's taxonomy places the organism in Eukaryota, Metazoa, Chordata, Mammalia, Rodentia, Caviidae.